AACCGGAAAAACGAUCAUGGCCUAUUUCCCAUUGCGUUUCAGGUUUCGCAGUGUAUUCCAUCAACUAUUAGGCGAAAGCAGUCUUUAAAAGUAGAUUUAGCUCGCUUUUCUUACUAGUAACCCGACUAGUGACACAAACAUGAGCGACACUGAGAAAGACUUCAGAGAGAAGGAGUCACAGCCUGACUCGGGGAGUUCCUCCCCUCGACGAUCUUUAAAAUCGGCCAGCCGCUCGCCGGCACGCUCCAAAGGAGGAUCCCACCGUUCUAGGUCACGGUCUCAUUCGCGGUCCAGGUCCAGAUCCAAAUCCAAGUCGAGAUCUCGUUCUCACCGAAGCUCGCGCAGGAACUACUCGCGCUCUCGCUCCCGCUCUCACCGCCGUCGCUCCAGAAGCCGCUCUGGCAGCGGUGAAUCCCGCCGUCGCAGGAGUCACAGCCGGUCUCCCAUGUCCAACCGACGCCGGCACAUCGGCAACAGGGCCAACCCAGACCCCAACAUGUGUCUGGGUGUGUUUGGCCUGAGUCUCUACACUACCGAGAGGGACCUGAGGGAGGUGUUCUCCAAGUACGGCCCUCUGGCGGACGUCAACAUCGUGUACGACCAGCAGUCUCGCCGCUCCAGGGGCUUUGCUUUCGUCUACUUUGAGAACUACGGGGACUCCAAGGAGGCCAAGGAGCACGCCAAUGGGAUGGAGCUGGACGGUCGCCGGAUCCGUGUGGAUUUUUCCAUUACCAAGCGAGCGCACACCCCUACCCCUGGCAUCUAUAUGGGAAGACCCACAUAUGGUGGUAGUGGUGGGGGUGGCGGCGGAAGCAGCAGCAGCAGCGGUGGCGGCGGCGGCGGCAGCUCAUCGAGGCGCAUGUCAAGGGACUACGACAGAGGAUACGACAGAGGGUACGACCGGGGUUAUGACCGGGACUAUGAUCGCUACGAGGACAGAGAGUACAGAUCGUACAGACGAAGGUCUCCGUCACCUUACUACAGCAGAGGGUACCGCUCUCGAUCCAGAUCACGGUCCUACUCCCCACGCCACUACUGAGCAGUGAGUCGUCGUCCCAUGUUUUAUAUUUGUUUUGACCACGGCACGGCGAGCAAGUACACACUUCCUUUUAAUGUCUGCGGAACCUUGGUUAGUGGUGGGGGGAAAAGCAUGAAAAUACAACAAAAUCAUUUUUUGUGCACAGCACUCCAAUCCCUGAAUUUUCAACUUGCUUUGCUGUGAAACCUGGAAUCAAAAUGACAAUGUAAUGUGGUUGCAAAGUUAAAAGUACAGAUUUGUUUUAGUGCAAAAUUGGCUUUGAAGUCUGGAUGUUUUUUUAUAUACAAGCAAGUUUGUCAGUGACAUUUCCAGCUUCAUGUAGUGGUUUGUAUGCAGCUGCUUUUCUUUUUUGGCCUUCCUCUUGACAAUUGUUAAUGUUCUCACAUGUUCUGUAGCUAUUGUUCCAAGAAGUCUCGGUCAUCAAACAUGAAACAUGUUUUUCCUCUACAGAUCAAAUCAUACUUUUUGCAUUGUAUUGAAUACAUCUUUAUUCAAGGUGUUGAAUGUAGAGAUCAUCUGUUUGUGAUACAUUUUGUCACAUGUUUCCCAAUGGUAAGGAGUAAAAAAUAACAUGUAUAUAAUUGCUUGGGUCCCUUCUGCAGUUUAGUCAUGAGUUGGCUACACUUGAUCUGAGUUGUAUGUAUCGUACAUUUUAUUGUUUUGAGUUCCAAAUAAAAGAUCACAGGAUCAC
Nerophis lumbriciformis (worm pipefish) is the source of this 1730-nucleotide messenger RNA. RefSeq names its product transformer 2 beta homolog (gene tra2b). The record is from RefSeq and is a predicted model, not a curated record. NCBI's taxonomy places the organism in Eukaryota, Metazoa, Chordata, Actinopteri, Syngnathiformes, Syngnathidae. Gene Ontology annotation, molecular function: RNA binding.